CCAGUUAUGAGAACCAAAUAAUAUUACUUGUAGCCUUUGAAAGUAGUCCUUUUGAAAGCCUUGAGUAGGCCAAGAUCAAGAGCACUGGUGGGCUGGGAGACAGACCACGACCAGCCUCUGCCAGGGAGCGACGACAUGGCUGCCUCAUUUCUCAAGGGACUGCCAGUUUAUAAUGAAAAGAAUUUCAGCAAGUUUCAAGGUGACCCCACUGGGCGGACAUCUUACAAAAAGCCACCCGUGUACCUUCCAACAAAGGACAGUCCUGGCUCACAAGAAAUUGUGACAGAAAAAACAAACAUCCUCCUGCGGUACCUUCACCAGCAAUGGGAAAAGAAGUGUCCCAAGAAGAAACGUGAGACAGGAUCUGGCAGCAAUGAGGAAGAAGCCCCCAGGACCAAAAGGCCCCGUUUAGAACCAGGUCCUUCCACUGACUCACCCUAGCCACAACCUUCACCCUCAUGACAAUUACUCAUUUUUUUUAGAAUGAUAGAAUGGAGCCUCUGUUGUUGAAUGAAUACGACAGCAACAGCCAAGCUUGUCAUAAUCAUUCCUGAAGUGGAAGUUUGAUAUUUAUAUGUAAACUUCAAAAUAACAGUCUGUAUUUUACAAGUUAGCAAUGGAUUUGUGUUCUAUUAGUCUGAGAUAGACUUUUCAAGUGUGCUCGAUAAAAGGGAAUAAGUGAGGUAGAUAAUGAUCAUAGUUUUGACCAGUUUAGGACAGGAGUGUUAUUUUCCUAUAUUAAUAAACUGAUUCAGAAAUUGCAGCAAUAUAUAUUUUUCAAGAACAACUAUGUCUUCCCUAGUUCUCAAUGAGUAUUGUAUUUGUUUCUAGCACCAAUGAAUGCAUCAUCUUUUUAUGAAAGGCAAAAAUGAUCCAGGCAAUGAGCAUUUACAUUUCAUUACUCUUUGAUUAGGGGUACAUUUUUGUAAAAUUUACACAUCUUUCUGCUUGCAAAUUCUUGAUAAAUUGGAAUAAAAGCAUUUUGAACACUAGCCAUUCAUAAUACAUCAAUAAGAAUUAAUAUAUUUACAGAGGACUAAUGGCAAAAAGCUUUUAGGAUGAAUAUCUUAAGCAGAAUGACUGAUACAGUGAAUGAGAGGUCAAGCAAAAUGAGAGUUAGGUAAGAAAGGCAAAAGUGUUGAUAUUCAUGAAAUGAGUAAAUGCUUAAGUCAUUGAUGAGAAUCUCUUACUCAUUGUCUUCAAAUUUUAUGGUUAGCACCAAGAAAUAUACAUAGAAAAUGUUUCAUACAAAGUGUAGGCUUCUGAUAUAAUCCAGCACAGUGGAACAUAAUUAAUUCAGCACACUCAGGGUUGUAUCCUUUGUUCACACAAAAGAAUUUGCUGAAUUAAUCAGGUUUUCAGAAAACCAUGUUUAUUUGCUGAAAAGCAUAACUAUUAUUUUUAAAGUUUAUUUUGUGACACUUUUGUCAAUUUACGCAUUUUCGUUAUGUUACUGUUGACAGUACAUGUCUUACAUAACAUAUAAUACCAGGAACUCUUCUUAUGAAAAGAAUGGUGAUCCAGUAAUGCUAAUAAAUAUACAAAUUUUUUAGACUCAUCAUUUCAAAAUUAUUCUCCACACAACAUGUACAGGAUACUUGAAAUGAUACUUAGAUAAGUUUUGAAGUGAAUAGUUUUCAUUUGAUGGACGAUGUUUGUCAACAGAAACACAAGUUAUUCCGUGGUAUCAGAGAAUUUGAACUAACCAGCGAAAUUAGACACUUAUCCCAAUCUGAUUCACUCAGGUUUACUUGCAGAUGAUGGUUAUCACUAUUCAUGAUAAUGUCGAUAAGAGACGACUGUUUUGCAUGAUGAGUGAUAAAUUUAUAUGAUGUGAAGUGAUUUCAUCAGCAGGUGAUAUGAAAAAAAUGGUAGGCAUUUCCUUUAAUUUUUGCCAUGUAAAGAAACAAUAGCUAUAGUGUCAGAUUCCUUUCACACAGUAAAAAUGUAUCUACUUAAACCAAGGAGCAUUCAUAAACUGGGAUAUGUGUAUGUUUGUAUUAUGUGAGAAGAAUCCAAAGGUGAGAUGUCAGACUGUUCUUUGCUGAGCAGUCAUUGUUCUAUAAAAAAAUUACCACCCAAAACUUAACUGAGCCUUGGAUAAACAGAAAUCCUUCAUAUUAAAAUUCCAAGUGAUGAGCAAUUAUAUGUGUAAUUUCUUAAUUUGA
This is a messenger RNA of Scylla paramamosain (green mud crab), 2168 nucleotides long. Its product is annotated as DET1- and DDB1-associated protein 1-like. The record is from RefSeq and is a predicted model, not a curated record. Gene Ontology annotation, biological process: positive regulation of proteasomal ubiquitin-dependent protein catabolic process. Lineage: Eukaryota; Metazoa; Arthropoda; Malacostraca; Decapoda; Portunidae. Gene Ontology annotation, cellular component: Cul4-RING E3 ubiquitin ligase complex. The transcript is spliced from 4 exons. The coding region runs from base 136 to 441 and encodes 101 amino acids.